AUGACGGCCCCGCGCCCAUGGACACCUCCCCUCCUCCUCCGGAUCCGCUUCACAACCUCCCUCCCCGACCUCGACCUCGACAUCCCCUCCCCCUCCCAAACCACCGUAGCCGCCCUGAAGCACCUCAUCCGCUCCCGCCUCUCGCAGCCAGACUCCCAGCGCCGCCUGCGCUUCAUCCACCAAGGCAAAAUCCUCCCCGACGCAUCCGCCCUCAGCUCCGUCCUCCGGCCUCUACCCCCGCCGCCAUCCUCGACCUCCACCCCGACGACCCCCUCCUUCCCCGCAGGAACAGGAGCAGGAACAGAAGCAGACGACCCUAAGGGCAAGGGAAAAGCAAAGGCCCACGAUGCCGCGCCCCCGAGGGUCUACGUCAAUUGCAGCAUAGGCGACAGCCUAACCGACGCCGAGCUCGCCGCCGAGGCGGAAGCAGCCCUCCGCGCGCCGUCCGCGCAAACGACCUCCUCCUCAUCGCCAAACCACCCCCCGAACGGCGACGGACAGCAUGGCGCGGCACAGAACGGCCAGCAGCGGCCGACGCCGCGCGGCUUCGACCGUCUGCUCAACGCCGGCUUCUCCGCGGCCGAGGUGAACCAGCUCCGCCUGCAGUUCCGCGAGAUCCGCGCCGCGCAGUACACGCCCGACACGAUGCCCAGCCCGGACACGAUGCGCUCGCUCGAGGACGCGUGGAUCGACACCAACGCCGGCGGCGCGCUGCCCGGGGCCGCGGGGGCCGGCGGGGGCGAGGGCGGACAGGGAGGAGGUGGCGGGGGCGGGGAUGAUGUGUUCGGCGCCAUGGGCGGCGCGCUCGACAUGUUGUUUGAGGGGUUGGCUAUGGGCUUCUUCUGGCCGUUGGGGUGCGUCGGCUGGGUCUCGCGAGAGGAGGAAAUGCUGUCAGGGCGGUUACGUGACUAUAUCCAGCUCGGGGUCAUCCUGAGCGUCAUCAUUGGAGUUAUAAGGAUGUUCUCCGGUCACUGA
This is a messenger RNA of Colletotrichum karsti, 975 nucleotides long. RefSeq lists its product as uncharacterized. NCBI's taxonomy places the organism in Eukaryota, Fungi, Ascomycota, Sordariomycetes, Glomerellales, Glomerellaceae. The transcript has a single exon. Gene Ontology annotation, molecular function: protein binding. The coding region runs from base 1 to 975 and encodes 324 amino acids. Gene Ontology annotation, biological process: protein processing. Gene Ontology annotation, cellular component: endoplasmic reticulum; Dsc E3 ubiquitin ligase complex. The record is from RefSeq and is a predicted model, not a curated record.